Molecule: messenger RNA, 2053 nt
Organism: Pleuronectes platessa (European plaice)
Lineage: Eukaryota; Metazoa; Chordata; Actinopteri; Pleuronectiformes; Pleuronectidae
Product: glutaryl-CoA dehydrogenase, mitochondrial
Exons: 12
Coding region: 147-1466 (439 amino acids)
Biological process (GO): fatty acid beta-oxidation using acyl-CoA dehydrogenase; fatty-acyl-CoA biosynthetic process
Cellular component (GO): mitochondrial inner membrane
Molecular function (GO): glutaryl-CoA dehydrogenase activity; flavin adenine dinucleotide binding; fatty-acyl-CoA binding
Source: RefSeq, a predicted model, not a curated record
CGGCGAUGACGUAACACUAAACGUGGCACCUGAUUGGCGCUUCGAGUGCUUUGCGUGAUGACGUCAGGUCUUGUUUUGCCUGGCAGACAGGAACGUGUCCACAGAGGAAGGACGGUGGAGCCGCACGUCACAGAUUUAUUCCCAUCAUGGCAUUGAGAGCUGUGGGUCGUCUCCUGGUCAACCCUCCGAGAUGUGUCAUCAUCUCAGCUUCCAGAGCUCAGAACACUGCAGCGCCUGUCAGACAAGAUGCAGAGAAGAUUGAGAAGAAGUCUAAAGCACCGAAGGUCCAGUUCGACUGGCGUGACGGCUUGGACCUGGAGGGUCAGCUGACGGAGGAGGAGAUCAUGAUCAGGGACUCGUUCCGCACCUACUGCCAAGAGAAACUCAUGCCUCGCAUCCUGAUGGCAAACAGGAAUGAAGUUUUCCACAGAGACAUCGUGUCUGAGAUGGGAGAGCUGGGCGUCCUGGGCCCAACCAUUAAAGGUUAUGGCUGCGCUGGGACCAGCUAUGUGGCCUAUGGUUUGAUUGCCAGAGAAGUAGAGCGGGUGGACAGUGGCUAUCGCUCUGUCAUGAGCGUGCAGUCGUCGCUGGUCAUGCACCCCAUCAAUGCCUACGGCACCGAGGAGCAGAAGGAGAAGUACCUCCCCAGGCUGGCUCGUGGAGAGAUCCUCGGUUGCUUCGGCCUGACGGAGCCGAACCACGGCAGUGACCCCAGCGGCAUGGAAACCAGAGCCAAAUACAACCCGACCAGUCGCACCUACUCUGUCAGCGGCUCAAAGACCUGGAUCACCAACUCCCCCGUGGCAGACGUCGCUGUGGUCUGGGCCAAAUGCGAUGAUGGGAAGAUCCGUGGCUUCAUCUUGGAGCGCGGUAUGAAAGGUUUCUCCACUCCCAAGAUCGAGGGAAAGUUCUCCCUGAGAGCCUCGGCCACCGGCAUGAUCGUCAUGGACGAGGUGGAGGUCCCCGAGGAGAACCUGCUCCCCAAAGUGUCCGGCCUCGGGGGACCUUUCGGCUGCCUGAACAACGCCCGGUAUGGGAUCGCCUGGGGGGCGCUGGGUGCUGCAGAGUUCUGCUUCCACGCAGCUCGUCAGUACACACUCGACAGAAUCCAGUUCGGCGUGCCACUGGCGAGGAAUCAGCUGAUGCAGAAGAAAAUGGCCGACAUGCUGACGGAGAUAACCAUCGGCCUCCAGUCUUGUCUGCAGCUGGGGAGACUCAUCGAUGAGAAAAAAGCGGCUCCAGAGAUGAUCUCCAUGCUGAAGAGGAACAGCUGUGGUAAAGCCCUGGACAUCGCCCGGCAGGCCAGAGACAUGCUGGGAGGAAACGGCAUUUCAGACGAGUACCACAUCAUCCGCCACAUGUUGAACCUGGAGGCCGUCAACACGUACGAAGGCACUCAUGAUAUCCACGCGCUGAUCCUGGGUCGAGUCAUCACAGGACUUCAGUCCUUCACUGUGGACAAGUAGAGACAAACUCUGAUCCCAGACUACAGGAGCGUAGUGUCAGAAAUGAGACACAAGCAGUUUUCAGUUAGUUUUGAUCAAGUGUCAUUUAUAGAUAAUGGAAAUGGUUUUUUUUCUCAGGCUUGUGAAUUAUAUAUUGAGUGCUUUUACUUUGAAAGAACGUACCAGUCUGUGAGGGAGCUGAUGAAGUGUAAUUAACUCCGAUGUAGAUUUGUAAAGAGAGAUAUUUUUCUAUAUCUGUCACAACAGUGUUUCUCCAACUCAUCAGGAUUCACUGUAGAGACGAAUGAGAACUUUGAAUAAGGUCAAGAUCCAAGAUUUGCUGCUUGUUACUGAUGAUGAAAAGUUAGAACUUCAUAAAUUCAGACACUGAUCCAUUCAAACCCGUCUCUGUGCAGCUGGUACUUGUUGCACUUUACGGGCUGAAACACUACGAGGUCAGAACGCUGAAGGUCAGAGGUCAGAAGUUUAUUGGUGCUUGAUAUGAAUAAAGGUUAUUUAAGUGUCUGCAGGGGAGUGAACCUUUCAUUCUGUGGCAGUUUGACGACAUUGAACAUGUGAACGUGCAAUAAACUGGCGUAUUCACAAUA